Messenger RNA from Pseudonaja textilis, 6717 nucleotides. Lineage: Eukaryota; Metazoa; Chordata; Lepidosauria; Squamata; Elapidae. The record is from RefSeq and is a predicted model, not a curated record.
AACUUACACUGGGGGAGAAUGCGCAGACAAAAAGAGGAAGGAAGAAGAAGAACAAGGAAAGCCAGACAGCCCAAACCUGCUGUUUUUCAGCAGUUACCUUCAGAUUCAUUUGUAAUAAUCGGAACAGUCCAUCCCAAGCAUCCUGAAUCACGGCUUAUUGCUGGACUCCCUAGGAAUGACUCCUUGGCAUAAAAGUGAAAAGAAGACUGGAGUGGCAAUAUACAAUUUCAAAGCUACCCAAGUGCCCCAGAUAUCACUACAGAUUGGGGAUGUGGUUCAUAUAUUGGAAGAUCAUGAAGAUUGGUACAGGGGAUACUUGGUCAGGCAUAAAGAAACUGAGGGAAUAUUUCCAAAAUCUUUUAUCCACAUCAAAGAAAUUGCUGCUGAGAAGAAAAGAAAUGCAGAAAAUGUAAUACCUGCUGAGAUUCCAUUGGUACAAGAGGUUACCAGCACAUUAUGGGAAUGGGGUAACAUUUGGAAGCAAUUGUAUGUGGCAAAUAAAAAGGAACACUUCCGACAGGUACAAGUGAUGAUGUGCGAGUUAAUGGAGUGGAGAUCACAGCUCCUCUCGGGGACAUUGCCCAAAGAUGAACUAAAAGAACUGAAACAAAAGGUCACUUCCAAAAUUGAUUAUGGCAACAAGAUUCUAGAGUUGGACCUGAUUGUUAGAGAUGAAGAUGGCAAUAUUUUGGAUCCUGACAAAACCAGUGUCAUUAGUCUCUUCCAUGCACAUACAGAAGCUACAAAAAAAAUCACAGAAAGAAUUAAAGAAGAAAUGGUAUGGGUAAUGGACAUCUCAGAUAUUAUAAAAAGAAAAAUAGAAAGUGAUGAAGAGAAACAAUAUUUCAUCCCCUUUCAUCCAGUGCCAGAGAAUGAGUUUUUGCACAACCUCUUAAGCAAGGUUACCACAUUCAAAAGUGACAGUGGCGGGCAAGGAUUAUGGGUAACUAUGAAGAUGCUUGUUGGAGACAUUACUCAUAUUAGAAAGGACCAUCCUCACCUUGUUGAUAGGACAACAGUUGUUGCUAGGAAGCUUGGAUUCCCUGAAAUAAUCAUGCCAGGCGAUGUAAGAAAUGAUAUCUAUAUUACCUUGCUCUAUGGAGAUUUAGAUAAAUUUAAUAAAACUACUCAGAGAAAUGUAGAAGUCAACAUGUGUGUCUGUGAUGAAGAUGGAAAAGUGAUACCUAAUGUGAUUUGCUUAGGGGCUGGAGACAAGCCUGUGAAUGAAUACAAGUCAGUUGUCUACUAUCAAGUCAAACAACCCCGUUGGAUGGAGACAUUAAAGGUAGCCUUACCCAUUGAGGAUAUGCAAAGAAUUCAUUUGCGUUUUAUGUUUAGACAUCGGUCAUCUUUGGAGUCUAAAGACAAAGGAGAAAAGAACUUUGCAAUGGCCUAUGUAAAAUUAAUGAAGGAAGACGGGACAACUCUGCUUGAUGGCAUUCAUGAACUGGUGGUUUUAAAGGGUGAUAGUAAGAAAAUGGAAGAUGUCAACAUGUACUUGAGUCUCCCUUCAACCCGCAGCCAAGUAGAGCCUAAACUCUCAACCUUAAGUCGGAGUGCAAGCAUUGUCGGAGGGCUCUCUAUAAGCUCAAGAGAUUCCUUUGCCAUUUCAACUCUCAUUUGCUCAACUAAGCUAACUCAAAACGUGGGUUUACUGGGCCUUUUGAAGUGGCGAAUGAAACCUGAGCUCUUGAAGGAAAACUUAGAAAAAUUGAAGAUCGUGGAUGGUGAAGAAAUUGUAAAGUUCCUCCAGGAUACUUUAGAUGCCCUAUUUAAUAUCAUGAUGGAACAUUCUUAUAGUGAUGCAUAUGACAUUCUUGUCUUUGAUGCUUUGAUUUAUGUAAUAGGACUCAUUGCAGAUAGAAAAUUUCAGCAUUUCAAUACUGUACUGGAGGCUUAUAUACAGCAACAUUUCAGUGCAACUUUAGCCUACAAGAAAUUAAUGGCAGUUUUGAAGACUUAUUUGGAUAUUUCAAGCAGAGGAGAACAGUGUGAUCCUAUAUUAAGAACGCUAAAAGCUCUGGAAUAUGUAUUCAAGUUCAUAGUUCGGUCAAGGACUUUGUUCUCUCAACUAUAUGAAGGUAAAGAACUGACAGAGUUUGAAGAAGCCAUGAGGAGAGUUUUUGAGUCAAUCAACAACUUGAUGAGAAGUCAACAUAAAACAGCUAUUUUAUUACAGAUGGCUGCCUUGAAGUAUAUUGCAUCUGUUCUCCAAGAUGUAGAAACAGUCUUUGAUGUCAGAUUGCUUAGCCAGCUUUUACAUGAAUUUUUUGCCUGCAUUCCAGCAAAUUUGCAGAAGCAAAAAGUUCAAUCAAUGACAGAAAUUGUACACAGCAGUCUCUUUAAAAAACAAGAAUGUAGAGAUAUCCUCCUCCCUGUAAUUACCAAAGAACUGAAGGAAUUGCUGGAUUCAGGUGUUGAAAUGCAAGGGAAACAAGAAAAACAAUAUUGCAUUGAAUUACUCAACAGCAUCCUAGAAGUUCUCAGCUGUCAAGAAGCAGCAUCAACCUAUCAGCAUACACAAGAAAUAAUGGUCCAGUUGCUGCGCACCAUUAACAAGACUGUCAUUAGAAUGGGAAGAGAUGACCCCUUAAUCAGUCAUUUUGUGGCCUGCAUGACAGCAAUCCUGGACCAAAUGAAUGAUCAGCACUAUUCCUCAUACAUUGAAACUUUUCAGACGAGCUCAGAAUUAGUGGACUUUUUGAUGGAAACUUUCAUAAUGUUUAAAGAUCUGAUUGGAAAAAACGUUUACCCCUUGGACUGGAUAGCAAUGAGCAUGGUGCAGAACAGAGUAUUUCUGAGAGCCAUCAACAAAUUUUCUGAGACUAUGAAUCACAAGUUUCUGGAAAACAUGAAUUUUGAAGAACAACUCUGGAACAACUAUUUUCAUCUUGCAGUGGCUUUUAUCACCCAGGACACCUUGCAGCUAGAGCAAUUCUCCCAUGGUAAAUGCAUUAAGAUCCUGAACAAAUAUGGAGACAUGAGACGUUUAAUUGGUUUUGCUAUCCGUGACAUGUGGUACAAACUUGGACAGAAUAAAAUCUGCUUUAUUCCAGGAAUGGUUGGGCCAAUCUUAGAAAUGACCCUCAUCCCUGAAGCUGAACUGCGUAAAGCUACCAUCCCAAUAUUCUUUGACAUGAUGCUAUGUGAAUAUAAAAAUACUGGUGAAUUCAAAAAGUUUGAAAAUGAAAUAAUUUUAAAAUUGGAUCAUGAGGUAGAAGGAGGCCGAGGAGAUGAGCAAUAUCUGCAUUUGUUUGAGACAAUACUCACUGAGUGCUCUUCAGUCUUUCCUAAGAUUGCCAAGUCAGUUGAAAUGUUUGUAAGCCUAAUAAAAGGUCUUUUGGAAAAACUACUGGAUUAUCGUGCUGUAAUGAAUGAUGAAAGCAAGGACAAUCGUAUGAGCUGUACUGUGAAUUUAUUGAAUUUCUACAAGGAAAUUAAUCGCGAAGAAAUGUAUAUAAGGUAUCUGUAUAAACUUCGGGAUCUUCACUUAGAUUCUGAGAACUACACAGAAGCUGCAUAUACCCUUCUGCUGCAUGCUUCACUUCUGAAGUGGUCUGAUGAACACUGUACUCCUCAAGUCAUGCAAACAGAAUUUCAAAGUUCACAAACACACCGUCAUCUGAAAGAGCACCUAUAUGAGAUGAUAAUAGAAUAUUUUGACAAAGGAAAGAUGUGGGAAGAAGCAAUAGGCUUGUGCAAAGAACUAGCAGAACAGUAUGAAAUGGAAAUUUUUGAUUAUGAACUUCUAAGCCAAAACUUGAUUCAGCAAGCCAAAUUUUAUGAAAACAUAAUGAAAAUUCUGAGGCCUAAACCAGAUUAUUUUGCAGUUGGAUAUUACGGCCAAGGGUUCCCCACAUUCCUAAGGAAUAAAAUAUUCAUUUAUCGAGGCAAGGAAUAUGAGCGGAGAGAAGACUUUCAAGCACAACUGCUGAGCCAUUUUCCAAAUGCUGAAAAAAUGAAUACUACUGCACCCCCUGAUGAGAAACUGAAGAAUGCUGCUGUUCAACAUAUACAAUGCUUUACUGUGCAGCCAGUUUUGGAGGAACAUCCUCAAUUCAAAAAUAAGCCAGUGCCUGAUCAAGUAAUCAAUUUUUAUAAGUCUAACUAUGUACAAAGAUUCCACUAUUCAAGACCAACUAGAAAAGGAUCAGUUGACCCUGAAAAUGAAUUUGCUUCUAUGUGGAUUGAGAGAACAUCCUUUACUACAGCUUAUAAACUCCCAGGAAUCUUACGUUGGUUUGAGGUUGUCUCCAUGUCACAGAUUACAAUUAGCCCAUUGGAGAAUGCCAUUGAAACAAUGACCAUGACAAAUGAGAAGAUUCUGGCGAUGAUCAAUCAGUACCAAAGUGAUGAGAACCUUCCCAUUAACCCACUCUCCAUGCUUCUGAAUGGAAUUGUUGAUCCAGCAGUCAUGGGAGGGUUUGCUAAGUACGAAAAGGCUUUCUUCACAGAUGAGUACACUAGGGAUCACCCAGAGGAUCAGGAGAAACUAAACCGACUCAAAGACCUGAUUGCUUGGCAGGUUCCAUUUCUUGCAGCUGGAAUUAAGAUUCAUGAAAGAAGAGUAUCAGAUAGCCUUCGUCCUUUCCAUGAACGUAUGGAGGAAUGUUUCAGGCAUUUAAAGGUUAAAGUAGAAAAACAAUAUGGAAUCAGAGAAUUGCCGGAUUUUGAUGACAGGCGGUUAGGUCGACCAAAAUCUAUGCUGAGAUCGUAUCGUCAGAUGUCCAUUAUUUCAAUGUCCUCCAUGAAUUCUGACUGCGGUACACCAAACAAGAUUCCUGUAGAAAGCUUUGAACUUGAAGUCAUGUCACCCAAGGCAACCGAAUCUGUGUCAGAAGAAAAUGGGCGUCUCAUAAGCAGCCAGCCUGAAGUGAAAAUGAGGAAAGGCCGGAAGAGAGAAAAGAGAAGCAGUGUCAUACUCCCAGACAAAAAAUCUUCUGACCUUCCUGAUAUGAAAUGUCUGUCAAGAAAAUAUGAAUUUAUGAGUGAUACCAACCUUUCUGAACAUCUGGAUGUCCCUCAGAAAACAUCUGUUCUUCUCAAGCAAAUGAGUUUUGCCAGCCGUUCUAUGCCAACCAUACCAGCUUUAACCCUAUCCAUAUGCUGUCCAACACUGGAAGAAACAAAUGUGUCACAGAGAAUGAGUCAGACAAACAUUCCACCCAUCUUGCAAACAGAAAAGAAAACUCUAAAAAAGAAGAAAACGCUCUUCAAAACAAUAUACAAGUCCAAGCAACCUGAAGAUGGAAGGUGUACGAGUGAACGGCAACCUGAUGUCUCAGAGCUGUGAAUAAAUUCCACUGUUUGAAAGAAUACUUAUAGGCAAUUUUUUUAAAAAAAAAGAUUCGAAAUUGGAAAUGAAGGUUGUCUCACAACGUUGAUAAUGUAUAUAAAAUCAUUUGUACUGUCAAGACUUAAUGCUGUUACACUCCUAAAUGCUUGACUUUGGUGAUAGGCAAGAUCUGUUAAUCUGUGGACCAGUUCUUAAUCUCAAUACUCUGGGAAUCAAUAAUGUGAAAUGGUCAUUGGAGAAAGCAUUGAUCUUUCACUGUGCAUAGAAAAUAAUGUAACCCAAAUAAUACAAUCCUGGACUUGAUGUUUACAAUUCUUUUGCCUUAUAUUUGCACUUAGUAUUGUAUAUACGGGUAUAUAUGCAUUUAUGGUCAUAAUCUCUAUUGCAUAUAAUCUAUUGAUACCACCUAUUCCAAUCCUUGUACAUCAACAUUAUAAACUGGAUCUUGGUUGAUUCCUCCGGACUGAAAAAUCAUUAAUGAGGUUUUAAGAUUUGCUAAAAUCAAAAUUUUAUGCAAUCAACAUCUUACUUGAUUCCAUAGGACUCAUCAUUAUGCAUUUAUCUCCCAUUGCUGAAAUAUCUCUUAUGACUUCUGUCUACUAUAUUUUAUUGCUUGUUCCUGGAUGGGGGGGGGCAAUGAUGGCUUAAUGAUAUAUUUGUUUCAUAUUAAGAAGCAGACUGACUUUCUUGCUUAAGCGGUUCUUUUCCAAAAUUGAUCAUGCCAGUCUUCUCUGACAUUGUACUAUCAUUAAUUAUUGAGUUGUAAUAGAUAAAUUUGCCCACAGGUUGAUAAUGUGGUGGGCAUUUUUUGUAAUAUUUUAGUACCGCAGUAUGUUUUUAAAAUAUUCUGUCAUAAGCUGUAUCAUCUUUCUUUUAGGAAGUCAUUUCAAGAAAUAUAUCUUUAUAAUGCCAACAUUAUGUCAAAAUAUUCAUUAGUUUCUGUAAUUUCUAGAUAAAGCACAUGGUACAACUGCUUUGAUCUAAUAAACAUAUGAUCAAAGGGACUUCUUUUUUAAAAAAAAUGUUCAACUUCUUGCCUCAAGGUGUAACUGAAAGGUACUUUGAAAUUGCUACAAGAACGGGGACGUGGUAUUAACUUACUCUUAAUAAUAGAUAUUCUGAUGUAGUAGAAUUUUAAAAUAGGGGAGCCCAGCAUCGCUUACUAUUUUUUCCCUUAUUUGAAAUAUUUGUUAGCAUGAAAAGCAAUCCAGCCUGAAUUAUGAGGCAGAUGUGGUUGGAUUUUUCUUUGGAGUCUGCAAUCACUAUCUCUAUAAGACAUAGAAUAUUGGAAAAUAUAAAUGAACCAGUUCAAGUUCUCCUUUUGGAUUUAUUUCCAUGUCUUGUAGUCCUCGAUUGAAGACCUCAAUUGUUCUAAAGCCAAAAUUUGGGGCAAAGUUUCCAAGGUUUAGCAAUUUAAUCUU